GGAGCCGCCUGGGCCUCAGCUGAUGAAACCAGACUGGUAAAGACCCUUUUCACUGGCUACAACAAGGUUGUCCGACCUGUCACUCAUUUCAAGGAUCCAGUGGUUGUAACGGUGGGGCUUCAGCUCAUCCAGCUCAUCAGUGUGGAUGAGGUCAACCAGAUCGUCAGCAGCAAUGUGCGACUGAAGCAGCAAUGGAAAGACGUGAACUUACAGUGGAACCCAGAGGAUUAUGGUGGCAUCAAAAAGAUCAGAAUCCCUUCCACAGACAUUUGGCGUCCAGAUCUUGUUCUCUACAACAAUGCUGACGGUGACUUUGCCAUCGUUCAUGAGACCAAAGUGCUGCUGGAACACACUGGGAUGAUCACAUGGAACCCACCGGCCAUCUUCAAGAGCUACUGUGAAAUCAUCGUGUUGCAUUUCCCCUUUGACCUCCAGAACUGCAGUAUGAAGCUGGGUACCUGGACCUACGAUGGGAACUUGGUUGUUGUCAAUCCCGAUAGUGACCGCCCUGAUAUGAGUAACUUUAUGGAAAGUGGAGAAUGGGUGAUGAAGGACUUCCGUGGCUGGAAGCACUGGGUCUACUACGCCUGCUGUCCGGAGACUCCCUACCUGGACAUCACAUAUCACUUCCUCAUGCUGCGGCUUCCUCUUUACUUCAUUGUCAACGUCAUCAUCCCAUGCAUGCUCUUCUCCUUCCUGACUGGUCUUGUCUUUUACCUUCCCACAGACUCUGGUGAGAAGAUGACUCUCAGCAUCUCGGUCUUGCUGUCUCUCACUGUGUUCCUGCUGGUCAUUGUCGAGCUGAUUCCCUCCACCUCCAGUGCUGUCCCACUCAUUGGGAAGUAUAUGCUCUUCACCAUGGUGUUUGUCAUUGCUUCUAUCAUCAUCACCGUCAUCGUCAUCAACACCCAUCACCGCUCGCCGAGCACUCACACGAUGCCGGACUGGGUCCGCAAGGUUUUUAUUCAAACAAUUCCCAAUAUCAUGUUCUUCUCAACAAUGAAACGCCCGGGAAAAGAAAAAGAAACCAAACCCAUCUAUGGCGCAGAUUUCGACAUCUCGGACAUCUCUGGCAACCAGGUUUCCUCUGUGCCCUACCAGUCACCCAUCACUAAGAAUCCUGAUGUCCGCAGUGCCAUUGAGGGAAUCAAAUAUAUUGCAGAAACAAUGAAAUCAGAUGAGGAAUCAAACAAUGCAGCUGAAGAGUGGAAGUUUGUGGCAAUGGUGCUGGAUCACAUUCUCCUGUGUGUCUUCAUGGCCGUGUGUCUCAUUGGCACUUUAGGUGUCUUUUCAGGUCGCCUCAUUGAGCUGAGCACACUUUGAAGGUUUUUGUUUAGAGUACCAAAAGUCUUUACUGAUAUUUGUCGACAAAUACAAAGCACGUUCAGUAAGUUUGCUUUUGAAUGCACUGUACAGGCUCUGCAUAUUUACACAGUUUGCCUGUGAAUUGAUAUGUGUGCCUGCUUUUACUUUCAUUUGUUGUUUUGUGAGUUUUGUCAUAAUUUAUAAAUGCAUGAGAGCAUGUUGUAUAUACAGUAGUAACCUGUCUGUGGUGUGUUUUGACUAAGUUAUAUCCUAGUUGGGCUAUAAGUAUUGAUGCUUUACUCAUUAAAAACUAGUAUAACACAUGAGCAUGUUAUUCUGUGUUGCCUGACAUGUCAUCCUCAACAAUGUGGACCAUUUUUGUCACUUUACACAGUGACUUGCUGUAGUUGUAUUUUUAUGCUUUGCUCAACAAUAAAAUAGACAUGUUUUUUUUUCUCACAAUCAGUUGUAAUGCACAUUUGUCUGGCUAUUCCAUUCUGCUUGGUGGUAGGGUUUUUACUCUGUAAAAAAAGUUAACUCUGUAAAACCUAAUGUGACUUUAACACCUAUGUUCAGUUAAUCAUUUAAUCAAUUCUAAGUAUUUUUAGGAACACACCCAGUUAAUGUACAUGUGAUUUUUUUUAGAUUUCCAGUCUAAUUACAGUAACUGUAAAUAGUACACCUGAUGGUGGUUUUACAUUCAAUAUGAAAAUAAAAGUACCACAGUCCUUUUAAACCUCAUUUGUGGUGAUUUACUGUUAAAAAAAAAUAAACCAACUAAUUACAGAGAUUGGAUUUAUUCCCUGAUGUUAUUUACUGUUGCAGAAUAUAUGAAAUACAUACACAACACAGGUCCCAAUAACAUUUUCAGAGAUUGUCAAGCCUAUGCAUAUAUAGUGAUUAUAUUUUUCAAAGGAAAGCUCAAAUCUUAUUUCUAUUGUAUCCUACUUUUAUAGUUUACUUUUGUCUUUCAUGUAAUGUACACUUAAUCAUAUAAUGUAAUUGUCCUAAAAAAAGACCGACUUUCACUGUGUUGUGCUUACAAUUUGUGGUAAUACCGUGCAAAUAAAAACUGAACGCGGGUUGGUGGAUGGACGAACAUAAGUCCCGCCUACUCUCUUGUGAUUGGUGAGAACAUGUUGACAAAUCAGAGAUUAUGAAAAGCGGUGGGUGGGACGUUAAGAAAUGUGUGAGAUAACGCGACACGCUGGUGCGGUAAUGUGGCGUUUAAUAACUAUUGAAGAGCGAGGCGGAACGUUUGGCCGCGUGUGAACCUCUACCUGUUAUCCAUGCGUCGGCUUAGUUAGCCAAGUGACUCGUAACAACUCCUCCUGCGGGACUUUGUCCGACACAUGGGACCUCAACAGAGGACACAGCAACUGUCACCAAGUUUCAGGGUCGCAGUCCGGACGGGAGCUGGCAUUAGCAUGUCUUAAAAUCAGUCAUGACUGCGCACACCACAGCGAGGACCAGCAUGAUGGAGACACCCCGCGAAAUCCCCGGCUUCAACUCCUCAUUCAAGGAGGAGGAAAGCUCCGACCCGUCCGCUCUCUCCUCCACCAUGUCCAUAGACAGGCUGUUUCCGGCUCUGCUGGAGUGCUUUGGGAUUAUACUGUGCGGUUACAUCGCAGGCCGGACAAACAUCAUCACCCCGACCCAGGCCAAAGGAUUGGGGAAUUUUGUGUCCAAGUUUGCCCUCCCAGCACUGCUCUUUAAGAACAUGGUGCUCCUGGACUUUGCUGAUGUCAUCUGGCCAUUUCUUUGGAGCAUCCUCAUCGCCAAAGUGACUGUGUUUGGCAUUGUUUGCAUCCUAACUCUGAUAGUGGCCAGUCCUGACAGUCGCUACAGCAAGGCCGGGCUCUUCUCAAUAUUUGCCACCCAAAGCAACGACUUCGCUUUGGGUUAUCCAAUAGUUGAAGCACUCUACCAAAGCACACACCCAGAAUACCUUCAGUAUAUUUACCUGGUUGCACCGGUCUCCCUGAUGCUCCUAAAUCCCAUCGGAUUUGUGCUCUGUGAGAUCCAGAAGUGGAAGAAUGAAGGGAACCGCCAGCAGAAAAAACUACUUAUCGUGGGCCUCGUGGUUUUACAGGUCCUGAAGAACCCCAUUGUUUUCAUGGUUGUGAUUGGUAUCAUCGCCCACUUUGUCCUGCACCAGACAAUUCCAGCUUUCAUGGCUGAGUUUUUGGAUGGCUUGGCCAACUCUUUCGGGGGAGCAGCUCUGUUCUACUUGGGUCUGACUAUGGUGGGUCAGUUGAAGAAAUUAACCAGAUCUACAGUCGUGACACUGAUAUUACUCAUUACAGCAAAACUGCUACUAAUGCCCAUUAUUUGUAAGGGCACGGUGGAUAUGUUGGACAACACCAACACCAGCACUUUGAACCACUCCAGCCUCUCUGAUUACGCCUUUCUUUAUGGAGUGUUUCCCACAGCACCGAGUGUUGCCAUCUAUGCAGUUUAUUAUAACACACAACUUGAAGUUAUAACCGCUGGGAUGGUAAUCAGCACUUUCCUCUCAGCUCCGAUAAUGUAUGUUUCAGCUUGGUUACUCACAGUCCAAUGGAUGGAUCCUCAACUUCUGAAGAAUUCACUCCAGAUUGUCAGCUUUGACACAAGCAUAGUGAGCUUAGUUGCACUGGUGUGGACGAUUACUGUUAUGUUUUUGAGUAAGAAAUUCAAGAGGCUACCUCACAUGUUUACUGUCAACCUUUUCUUUGCACAGUUGCUAACAUGCAUUGGGAUGAUUCUGUGGAACUUUGCUGUAAAGGGAGACAACUUUAUCUGGCGGGUCCUGACCUUCACGUUACUGUGUAUUUCACUCUACAGUACUUACAUAUGGCCAGGAUUGAUGGCACUCUCAAUGGUGCUCAUGAAAAAGUAUGAGAAUCUGAAAGGUUCAUCUGGGAUGUUGGUCAUUGCCGGCUGGGGGAUUCCAUCUUUGUUUGUGGCUGUUCUGCUCAUGGCUGGCCGAGAAACCCCCGACACAAUUGAUUCCUAUUUCUUCUAUGGCAGACCACAGAUAAUCUGCACCACCAUUGUUAUCAGCCUCAGCAUAUUCCUGGGAGGAGGCUCUCUUGUAUGUCUCAGUAGAGGAAGCUGGGCUCAAAACCCAGGGGGCAGCUCUUCGUCUGACACAGCAGAAGAUCAUGUGACAGAAGCUGAACCAGGAAUCCAGACUGUAAUAGAGCCAAUCACCACAGCAGGAGAGAGGGAGUGCCUCAUAUGUGAGUGUGCUUCACCCAUGCCUGACAUGAUCGUUAGCACAAAUAUGAACGGCGCACCAGCCACACUUGCAGGUCAGUGUGAAAAUGGAUGUGAAUCAUCGGACUGCCUGCUGGCUGAAAUGGAGGAGCUCCAACUGGUUGAAGAUAGACAAGUGGUCCGUCAUGUGCUCAUGUGUCUGCUGCUGACUGUCAGCCUGAUCGCUAACUUAUGCAGCUGCUUAUGGUUGCUCUAUAACCACGUUCCUGGGAGACUCUACCUGGAGCUGCAGUUCUUCUGUGCUAUAGCCAACUACGGACAGGGACUGCUCUCCUUUGCUCUUUUUGGGCUGGACAAACACUUGAUCCUAUCGCCAUUUAAAUGGUUAUACAGGCUGUGGUCUGUAAAGAAGCGAGAAGAGCAUCCACGGCCUGGUUUACCCGAUGAGAUCAGGAUGACCUGUAACCAGUUCACCAAAUACCACAAACAGCAGUGUUUUCAGGACAUUGUUAAAAAGAGAAGGUGUGGGAAGGAGACUGUGGUGGACUGUUUUCUUGGCCUUGAGCUUGUGGAGUGGCUUCAGCAGGUGGGCUUGGCGCAGGACCGCGGUGACGCGCUACUGUACGGGACGCGGCUGCAGCAGGGCGGUGUGCUUCAGCACAUCAAGCAAGAAUACGGCUUUGAAGACAGUCAACUACAUUACUACUUUCUU
Messenger RNA from Menidia menidia (Atlantic silverside), 5218 nucleotides. NCBI's taxonomy places the organism in Eukaryota, Metazoa, Chordata, Actinopteri, Atheriniformes, Atherinopsidae. The record is from the annotation of a GenBank genome assembly.